Messenger RNA from Sphaeroforma arctica JP610, 701 nucleotides. Its product is annotated as 50S ribosomal protein L16. Lineage: Eukaryota; Ichthyosporea; Ichthyophonida. Gene Ontology annotation, cellular component: mitochondrial large ribosomal subunit; ribosome. Gene Ontology annotation, biological process: mitochondrial translation. Gene Ontology annotation, molecular function: structural constituent of ribosome; rRNA binding. Bases 36 to 521 code for a protein of 161 amino acids. The record is from RefSeq and is a predicted model, not a curated record. The transcript has 4 exons.
CACAGGUUGUGCAAAAACGUCACAAUGUGGGCAACAUGAAGCCAAAAAUGACUAAACACAAGAAAGCCUUCAAAGGUAGAGUAUCGAGUAAGCCUAUCCAGUCCGAUGUCGACUUCGGGGAGUAUGGCCUGCGCGCUUUAGAGCCAUCCCGAAUCACAGCCGCUCAAAUAUACGCGUGUAAAGAGGUCAUGCUCAGACGAUUAAGGCCGCUGAGAGGCCAACUGUGGACCAGGAUAUUUCCCGACAUCCCAGUGUCCGAGAAACCAGCCGAAGUCCGUAUGGGUAAAGGAAAGGGUUCCGUCGAAUAUUGGUGUGCCCGCGUGAGACCCAACACAAUCAUAUUCGAAGUAGGAGGUAUCCCCGUUGAAGCCGCGCAGGAUGCACUACAGCAAGCGUCGUUCAAAUUGGGCAUCAAAACCAAAUUCGAGAUCAAGAAAGAAGUGGAUUACAAGACCCUUCUCGCGCGGCCAAUGCCUUCGCUCUUGGUGGAUGUACCGUCGAAGAUCAAUAUAGAAUCAUAAGGAUACUCUGUAGUAGAGGUUGUCACGCUGUGUGAUUUCAACAUGUAUUUGCGUGAACCACACCGAGUCGAUUAAAUUAGUUGUACGCUGUCCAGCAAAAUGAAGCAGAAUUAACUUCUCUUCGCUGUAUUACGGACAUAAAUUUCUUUUCUUCGGCCUAACUAAAUGAUAUUGACUGUG